This is a messenger RNA of Neoarthrinium moseri, 1407 nucleotides long. RefSeq lists its product as uncharacterized. Gene Ontology annotation, molecular function: tRNA adenosine(64)-2'-O-ribosylphosphate transferase activity. Gene Ontology annotation, cellular component: cytoplasm. Lineage: Eukaryota; Fungi; Ascomycota; Sordariomycetes; Amphisphaeriales; Apiosporaceae. The coding region runs from base 1 to 1407 and encodes 468 amino acids. The record is from RefSeq and is a predicted model, not a curated record. The transcript has a single exon. Gene Ontology annotation, biological process: charged-tRNA amino acid modification.
AUGGGGAACCAGGCCAAUGAGUCUGUGCAAAAGGCCCCGCAGAAUCUACUUUUGUCGGAUCUUGUCUUCUCUGAUCAAGCCAACCACAAUUUCUCUCGCAUCUUGACAGACCUGAAAAAGUCGAACCUGUCCAUCACCAACCGCCUUCAUUCCAUAAAGGAGGAUGCCAGGUUCGUGUCGGACGUUGCGCAAACCCUGGCCCGUCCCUUGGUCGCCAACGAGCGGUGCGGCAGUUGGUAUAUCCCACCGACCUCCAAGGCCGGUUCCGCGUAUUUUAAAAGCACCGACGGCCACACGGGGCAGUGGAAAUUCUCGACCAGGAGGCUGAAUCUGCACUUGUUGGCCAUUAUCGGUGAGAACGAUGGCUGCAUCAUCGUCGACUCAACCAGACGGGGCAAGCGUAUGCCUGACGCACUGAGUAAGACGAUACCUACCUGGUGCUGCGUGCUCAAUCGAGUGCUCUUCCCCGAACGCUCGGACAAGCAUGCUCUAUACACCCCGCCGAAUGUGGUUUCUGAGUCGGAGCAUGCCCAGAUGGAAGCUCGGAUACCCGGCUUCGUAGACGCCUUCAAAGCCCUGACGCUCGACAUGGGCAGCUGGAGCCAGCUCGAAAAGCCACUGCGGCCGAUGUGGGUGACGCAGGAAUCCGAGCUCUUCGCGGCGGACACCAUCUUCGAAGACUACCACCCUGUCAUCUGCUGCACCAGCUCGCGCCGAGUGACCGGCGGCGAGAUGAGCGAAGGCGGCUACAUCCAAGGCGCCGGGGAUGAUACCGAGAAUUGGGCUCUUGGGUUGAACCCUGCUGCAUUCUGGGACCACGACGAGGAACUGCUGGCUACCCCUGAGGUCGAGCUGCCCAUCUUGAUCGCAUCCCUCUUGUCAGGUCAGUCGGCAAGGCCUCCUCAGGAAGGACCCCAGCAAGUGUCACCGGGUCUCUUUGUUAGCCCUCUGGGUCAGGAGGCUGCUCCUUCGUUCACCUGCACCAUAUCUUUACUCCCCAAGGCCACGGAUGCGUCUACCUGGGUGAAAAGCAAUACGCAGAUGGAGGUAGGUCUCGGUAAGCAUAAACUUGCCAGUCGAAAUCUCAGAUCUGCCUUGCCCGCAAUCUGCGAAUUCGCCAAAUCGGCUCUUGUCGCCUCGCAAACGCUGGCCCAUGACCAGUCGUCACCGGUGCCUUCAAAUAUCCUUAUCCUAUGCGAGACUGGCAAAGAUAUCUCUGUAGGCGUGGCUCUGGCACUUCUGUGUCAAUUCUUUGACGAGGCUGGCAACCUGGGUGAUCUGGACCAGAGACCGGAUGUCAACAAGAGCAUCAUAAAGGUCAAACUCAGCAGGAUCAUGACAGCUUUCCCAGGCGCCAACCCGAGCCGUGCCACGCUGCAGAGUGUAAAUAGUUUCCUCAUGGGAUGA